Messenger RNA from Colossoma macropomum (tambaqui), 3009 nucleotides. It is a transcript of the gene fam174b, whose product is annotated as family with sequence similarity 174 member B. The transcript is spliced from 3 exons. The coding region runs from base 318 to 734 and encodes 138 amino acids. Lineage: Eukaryota; Metazoa; Chordata; Actinopteri; Characiformes; Serrasalmidae. The record is from RefSeq and is a predicted model, not a curated record.
AUAAUCCAUCCUCGUUUCCUUCUAGGACACACAGUCCUACAACCUCCAGCGGGGGAGUGUGAGAGACGAGACAGGGCGCACUCAGACCUCACCUGACUUCAGUAAAACGGACUGUAGUCUGACAGUAAAACAGACACGGAGAGGUUUUUGAUGGGCGACAGUGAAGCGGACCAAACAGCGGGAUUCUGCAGCGGAGAACAUGCACUGCGCUUUCCAUAUGCUGUCAGUCUGGAGGCUCGCGCUGCCCGCUCCUCACCGCAGGGCUUAGGCCGCCUUCGCUUUCAACUGCUCGGUCAUUUUGAGGGUUAGGGGGAAAAAUGAACGUGUCAGCCCGUUAUCUCUUGCUGCUGGCCGUGCUUGUUGUGGGGGCGUGGGAGAGCGGCGGAGAGCGGCGCGCGCUCCCGUCCUCAGCGACCACCCAGCUGAACUCCACAGUUUCCGUACAGGAGGAACACACGACACACAACGACACAGACUCCGAGGUGGGCUCGCGCAUUUCUACCAUCUUGAGGGACCUUCCAACCAUCAAAAACGUUGUUAUUUUCAUCUGUGUUUUGACGGUGCUGCUCAUCACGUGCCUCGUCGUUAAAGUGUACAGGUCUGGAAAGAAGAUCAGAAAAACGAGAAAGUAUGACAUCAUUACCACUCCUGCCGAGCGUGUGGAGAUGGCGCCGUUAAACGAAGAGAACGACGAGGACGACGACUCGACUCUUUUCGAUGUCAAGUACAGGUGAAUUCACAGCAGUGAACACUGGCAUCGUUGGUGUAGUUUCUUUGUCAACUCCACUCGCUAUUGAGGACAUUUCAUCUGCAAGUGAUUCCCGCCUUCCUUCUUGUUCCAUUUUUGACAUGUUGUGGACUUUUUGUGUCUUACUAGCUUGAGUGAGCCAUGUGUGAUUUUCCAUUUUGGCAGUUUGAGUGGUUUUAGUUUGACUGAAGUUGACAGCAGAUUCUAAGAUUUGUUCCUGACUGGUCUCAGACUUUUGCCAGAGGCAGAAUCUUUGGUCCUCUGACGCUCAUCAAAGGAGUCCACGCAAGUGAAAAAUCACAAUUUCUCAAUGUAUUUCUCUGUUCUCCCAGGAUCUCCCAAACCUUCUGACUUUACCAUUCCUGAAAGUUACAUUAAUUGGAUCCUUUCCACCUUCAGGAUACCACGUGAUGAAAUCAAGAGUUGUAUACGAUGUCUGUGUGGGUGAGCUUGUGUAGACUGAAGCCACCCCUUACUGAUUAUCCGUCCCUUGAAUGUCCCAAUUAUUGCACUCUGUUUUUAUGGCCACAGUCUCUGAAAGCCUCACAGAAAAAUCAAACCUUUGAUGUGGAAUGUUCCCUUGUAGUUUUGAAUGUGGUCCAAUAUUCCUGCAAGACGCAGCUUCGAAUUCCUACUUUGACCUCUUUUGUGUUAAGUCCCUUGGGACUGGAUCGCAAACAACUUCAAAUACUUUAAUGCAUGUAUUCAGCUAAACAUCAGCUAAACCUCAAUAUCGCAAGUAUAUCAGAAGGUUUAUCCCAAUAUAAGUAAUAUAAGUAAGUGAUGACUUGAAUGACCAAAUUAUUUCCAAAUAUUUUACUUAUGAGAAUAGAUUAUAUAAGACUGAGAUAUAUAGAGGCCGACAAAGCUUUCACAGGCAUAUUUGAUUAUAGUUUGUUAAAACAGAUAUGUUUAUUUUCUAAGAGUGACUUUUUGGAAAGAUAUAUCAUUGUCUGUAUAUAGUGUAUGAAAGUCAUUGCUCAGAAAUGGUUUAUUUUUAGCAACACUUGAUAAAAGCAUUAUUGAUUUAAUAACUAUAAUAUAUUAACCUUCCAGCAUUGUAGAUUUAUCUAACCAUUAACUGUGCGUUUUUACUGUAUGAAAACUGUUGCAUUCGUAACCUGAGGUUGCUAAUCUCCUUUAGCAUUACAUUUGUGUGAAAGUAUGUUGGGGGGGUUCCCUUUGUUGCUGCUAUGCGUGUUUGGAAAGAAAUUAUUUGCGAGAUAUGGCAUACUAACAUAGUACAGACACUGAAUUUACAGUACCCUUACUUUUGGCUUUAUAAAACAUGAUAUUUGUAUCAAUCAUAUUUGAUCUUAAAUCAGAACUGCCCCACUCAAACAUUGAGGGUGCCGGUAAGUUCAGUUUGGCUUGAAAAACGUCAGUGAUUAAAUGAUUUUCAGGUAUCUCUGUAUCUGUUUGUUGCAGAUUUAAGAAGAUAAAUGCUACUGCAGUACAUUAAAGUAUAUUUACUUUAUUCAGCUAACUGGUGCAUAGUCAUGACAUGCUGCUCCUGUGCCCACAGUGAAUAAGAAUGACUUGCAUGAGAGCGUCAGCACAUUGUUAAUGAUUUAUGCUGUCACAAUCCAAUGAAUCCAUUUCUGUGCCUGAGGAGACGCUAAUAAAAAAGCAAAUCAGUGUUCUGCUAUUAUUAAACUAACACAGGCCUGAAAAUGUUUAUUAAAUGAAAACUCUUUUCGAUAGAUUUGUGUUUUUUGUUUAUAAAAAUAGACAGACUAUGGGAGAAAUGUCUUUUUCUUUUUCCCCACUAUUUGCUCACUGGUAUUUGUGCUAUUCAGUAGUAUUCAAUAGUGUUGUGUAAUCCUGAGUAAAGGAAGUGGGCACAGGAAACUUUCUCCUGGAACAAGUGUUUGACCUGCAGGCACGUACGCUUCACACUAUUAGCGAGAAGUGUUGUUUCUGCCUGUGGACAUAGUGGGCUGAUUUUCCAGACAGAUUUUCAGGGCAGAAUUCCUACUCAUGAUGUGACUUAAUGUGUGUCCAGAAAACCAGCCCUUUCUUCUAUUGUGACUGCAGUAAUCAAUUAUCUUUACAGCAUCUCUUCUAUCUGGUGCAUUUUGAAAGUUUUCUCAUCAGCAUUUUGUUUCUAUGUCUGUCAUGGCCUUGCUUAUUGUAAACAUGAAGGAAAGUACAACUGUGCAGGACAUUUGUACUGUGUACUGUGUCUUUGUCAUGUGAACCAAGGACUUUUCCUUAUCCUCAAAAAUCAUAAUAAAUAUGUUAGCUGACUGAAAGAUUUA